UAAAGGAUAAGACAUUUGAUAAAGAGAGGUAAAAUAAUUAGAGAUGAGAAAUUUUGAGGCGGCAAUGUUGUUAGCAAUAAUAAUGUUGAUGUCAAUGCAAUUCAUGCCCUCAUCAGCACAACAAGAUCUUCCGGGAGAGUGCUGGAAGAACAUCGGAACAUGCCGGAGAAAUGCGACGACGGCGGAGGAAUUCAAGCAGGAGUGCUGCCCGGUCCUCGUGAAAGAGUUGCUUAAUUCCACCGAUUGUUUCUGCGGUGUCAAACAAAUUCUUGAUCAAGAUCCCUCCGUUGCUGAUGGGAUCUCUCAACUUCUCACCAUAUGUAACAUUGGUGCUUCUUUUGAGACAAUAUGUUCUGGUUCCGCUCCAAGUCCCGACGCAACUACUCCAUCAGCUCCCGCUCCAGGUGCCAAUUUGAGCCCCAUGGGAAAUCCUGCUCCAGCACCAGCUCCAUCAAUGCACUGUUGGGACAGCAUAAGGAUGUGCAUUGACGAUAACGCGAAAAAAGGUGAAACAAUGCCGCAGUUUAAUGCUUCAAGCUCGGUGUUUAAUCAAACCGAAUUCCUGUGCUGCCCUCUCGUUCAACAGACAUCAAUGAUCGCUAAGCCAUGUUUUUGUGAUGUAACCACCUUCCUUCAGCUGAAUCCUUCGCUGACGUCUAAUGUGAUGGAGAUUGUCGACGGCUGUGGUGUCGCCGAUUCUGUUGCUUCUCUUAAUGGCUUUUGCGGGGGUGGAGCUCCAAACCAUGCACCAGGUCCAAUGAUGCAACCGCUAGGGUCAGCCGAAAGCCUCGGUGCUAAGAAAUCUCAACACGGUGCUGCUAACAAGAUGGCGGUGGCUGGAUCACUUUCUAGCCUAGUUGUUCUCCUGACAUAUUUCUUGUUUUAGAAUAUGGAUCUCCAUGUAUUUAACUUUUUUUGCAAUGUGUGCAAAAAUGUAUUGGAAAUUUCUUGAGCUUUUCCAACAAAAAUAUGAUUUGUUUAUGUAUGAUUGUUUGGACAUCAUUAUUUCGUAUUUUCUUUUUAGUGAUAUGUAGCCUUAAUUUAGCAGUAGGUUGGUUUCUAACUUUACGAUACGUAGA
This is a messenger RNA of Beta vulgaris subsp. vulgaris (sugar beet), 1079 nucleotides long. RefSeq lists its product as uncharacterized. Bases 44 to 886 code for a protein of 280 amino acids. The record is from RefSeq and is a predicted model, not a curated record. The transcript has 6 exons. Lineage: Eukaryota; Viridiplantae; Streptophyta; Magnoliopsida; Caryophyllales; Amaranthaceae.